Diachasma alloeum is the source of this 2932-nucleotide messenger RNA. Its product is annotated as dual specificity protein phosphatase 15. The record is from RefSeq and is a predicted model, not a curated record. Bases 580 to 1629 code for a protein of 349 amino acids. Gene Ontology annotation, molecular function: protein tyrosine/serine/threonine phosphatase activity. The transcript is spliced from 8 exons. Gene Ontology annotation, cellular component: cytosol. Gene Ontology annotation, biological process: protein dephosphorylation. Lineage: Eukaryota; Metazoa; Arthropoda; Insecta; Hymenoptera; Braconidae.
CAAGAGUUGGCACGAGGAGUCCACCACCGCGACUCGAGCCGGACUGUAUUUCCCGUACUGGUCGUGACAAUCGCCAUCACGCGCGAUAUCAAAACGAUACAACUCCAUUUUUCCGCGAGAUUAUUUUUAACUCCAAGUGUUUUGUAACGGAAGAGAGUAAUCGGCCGGUUUCGCUGGAGAAGUCGAUUUUUUUGUGGUUUUUUGUGAUCAGUUGAUGCCUCUGGAGACCCAACAACGGAUUCUUGGGGUAGGACCCACAGAUUCAAUCAUCAAUCACGUCUCAUUCUCUCCCCUUCAGGCUGGGACGUUAGAGAUCAACGAGUCGAGUGAUGAGUUAAACCGAGACAUCCGCAGACAAUCCUGAGCGAAUCGAAACGAUGUGCAUGAUAAUUGAGUUGAAAAUAUUCAGUGAUGCCUGCGAAGUGAAGUCACAAGUGUCUAACGUAAUACAAGGAUGAGGGAGACCGAUGAACCACGCGGCUCAUUGAGCGUGAUAUUGAUUAAUUGUUAUCGCGGGUAUACCGCGUGGACAUCGGCGACAGAUUCUUAACAGCGCUGGAAGGAAACCCCGGGCGAGCCAUGGGGAAUGGUAUGAACAAGGUGUUGCCGGGCCUCUACGUAGGCAACUACCGAGACAGUAAGGACGAGGCCCAAUUGAAGGAAUUCGAAAUAACCCACAUAUUGGCCAUCCACGAUGCAGCCCGUCGUCUUCAUUCCGAUAAACACUACUUGUGCAUUCUGGCAGCUGAUACUCCCGAUCAGAAUUUGACCCAAUACUUUCCCCUCUGCAAUGACUUUAUCCAUGCAGCACGACUCCGGGGUGGAAACGUCCUCAUACACUGCUUGGCUGGAAUGUCUAGGAGCGUGACAGUUGCGGUGGCCUAUAUCAUGAGCAUCACGAAUCUCUCGUGGAAAGAGGCACUCAAGGUAGUUAGAGUAGGUCGGACUGUUGCUAAUCCAAAUGUUGGAUUUCAACAGCAAUUGCAGGACUUUGAGGCUACUCGUUUGCAGGAGGAACGUAAGAGACUCAAAGAACGUUUUCCCUCGCUCGCUUUAACUGCAUCCGAUGCAGAAGCUUGUAGAGCCACUCUCCGGAAUUACGAGACUCUGGCACUUGCGCGCGAGGUUUGCGAGGGAAAAUGCGCAAUGGGAAGGCAGUGCCCCACUGGCUUGUGUCGGCAGCCCUCAAAAAGACAAUUGAGGAGAAAAUCAUCGACGAGUAGUACGGGUAGCUCGGGCUCUGGUCGCACACCCCCGCAGACCCCUCGUCUUUUACCGUCCGCCCCACCCUCACCAGCAAUGCCAAGGUCAUCUAGUGUUGUUUCGGCUAUUAGGCCGAGAAGUGGACCUGCUGGAUUUAACAGUUACACGGGCUCUGCGCCAUCCUCACGAGCGGUGUCGAGGGUGGAUUUAUCCGCGGCAGUUGCUUGCAGUAGCAGUAGCAGUAUGAGUCUCAACACAGUAGGACGAUCUGGAGCAGUGGGAAGUACCUGGCGGGUCAUGGCCGGCUCGGCACCGGCAACCCCCAGGACAACUCCACCAGCGUCACCCCAGCACUGGCCACGACGCACCUCCCGACAGACCCCCCAGCUACCGGCGCAACCUGAAUCCAGCUCCUCGAUGUCAUAGCACUAUGACAGCUUCGGAAAUUAUUUUUCGUAGAUUUUCCUUCAGGUUCGCUUUAAUUUCUCAAAGAUUUAUCGACAAUCGAUGAAACAUCAAAUUCAAGUCAAUUGAUUUUUCUUUAAGGGGAGACUACUAUAAAUUUCAAAAGUCGCGAGAGAUUUCUCAGACGUUCUCAUAAGAUCGAUUAUAAAUGGCUAGAACAGAGAUCGGCAGGAAAAUAAUUUCCAUUAUUAAUAUUUCAUUACCAUGUCAAUGGUUAAUUUAAAAAAUUGAAUUAUGAUUUUUUUCGUAAUGAAUAAUAAUACCAAAUGUAGUUUUCAUUGCGAUAGUAAUGAGAAAUGAAAGUGAAAGCAGAAACAAAUAAUUUAUCAAUCAAUAAUGGUACAAAAUUUAUUUCUUCGCACUAAUUAUUCACUUUUAGAGAUAUAUAAUCGAUCUUCAAUGUAUGAGAAAUCGUUCGCGACUUUUAAAACUCAUAGUAUUCUCCCCUUAAUUCCAUGCUAUUUGGGGAUAUCCAAGGACUUUUGCUGUUUUUUGCCGCAGAAUAGAAACUUUCUAAAAUUUGUAAAAACAAAUUUGAAUUUUGUUUUGUUUUUUGCGUUAUACGAGAUCGGUCGCGCGUGCUACGCACGCGCCUUCUCAUCUCUUAUCUCACAAAAGAUGCAGAAACUAAACAAAGCCCGCUACCAGCGUUACCACUAGCAUAACUACAGCCAUAAGAAUAAUAAUCGACGAAUUAAUUUGUAAAAAAAACCGAAAAAAUUGCUUUUUAAUAUAAGACCGUCCAAAUGAUUGUUGGUUCAUUGAAUGACAGCAUUAGAAGCAAUACCGCCAAGUUGUUAUGCCCGAAUACCAGAUAAACUAAACAUAAAGAGGGUUUGUAGAAAUUUUAUAACUGUUGAAGAAGAAGAAACUGUACAUACGACUAAUGACUAAGUUCCCCGCUAGACUAUUAUUGCGCUAUAGCACUCGGCACAAUGCGUUGAACAAAUCGCGAAGAAAUCGAUGGUUAUUGCCAUUAAAAAUGGGCAUUUACUCGGAGAAAUGGUGGAUUUGAAUGAAUUAAACAUAGCUAUUCGAAUUUUUUUCAAUUUGCUUCAGCAAAAUUUCAACUGGAAAGCAAUAAACUCGUAUUUAUUUCGAAAAUAUAAUUACGAAUGAUCCAUUCACUCCAAAUAAAUUUAUUUCAUUUGAAUAAAUCAUUUUUCCGGGUGCAUUCAUCGAAAUGAAAGAGAAUUACGUAUCUGCGACACGAUUAUAAUCUCAAGCACCCUUAAUUACCAUCAUUUCACGCACGAAAAAAUUU